Molecule: messenger RNA, 4803 nt
Organism: Tachysurus vachellii
Lineage: Eukaryota; Metazoa; Chordata; Actinopteri; Siluriformes; Bagridae
Gene: slc35b2
Product: solute carrier family 35 member B2
Exons: 5
Coding region: 262-1563 (433 amino acids)
Biological process (GO): transmembrane transport
Cellular component (GO): endoplasmic reticulum membrane; Golgi membrane
Molecular function (GO): 3'-phosphoadenosine 5'-phosphosulfate transmembrane transporter activity
Source: RefSeq, a predicted model, not a curated record
ACACCAGCAGCUCAUCACUGUCGGCUCUGUGUAGAAAAAGAGCCGUGUCAGUCAGUUACAGUUAACCGACUAGUUCAAACUUUCUUUUCGGGGUAUAAGGCAAACUGAAUUUUUUAACAUUUAUUUUAGACGGUUAUUUGAGUAACGGCUCUAACGUCUAAUGUUUUAACUGUUCAUGUGAAGAGGCUGUGUGAGAGUUUUUCUGGGGGGUUUAACGCUAGCUACACAGCUAGCUAGCUUAGCAAAACUUUUUUGUAAAAAAUGCCACCUUUACAUUGCAGUCUGUGUUCUGUUCUGCUGCUGUGUCUCUUUAUGCCUGUGGCGGCUGACAUUGGGGAAACUCUGAUCCAGGGAAGCUGGAAGGAUUUGUGGCUGUUCCGUUUUUCCCUCAACAUCCUGGCAUAUGGCACCAUUAUUGUCCCAGGAUAUCUCCUGAUUCGCUACAUCAAGAGGAUUAAUUACCUUGAGACAGGCCGAGGGAUCUGUUAUCCUGUUAUAAAAGCAUGUGUGUUUGGCAGUGACUCUAAACCGUCGUCGUUGGACGAUGUAUCUGAGGCAACCAGAACCGAGUCCACUUCAUCUACACGGCAAGCCAUCAAACUUAUUUUCUGUGCAGCAGGACUCCAGUGCUCGUACUUGACGUGGGGCGUGCUGCAAGAGCGAGUGAUGACACGUUCCUAUGGAGCCAAUGAAGAUGGGGAAAACGGCGAGAAAUUCACGGACUCUCAGUUCCUGGUGUUCAUGAACCGCAUCCUGGCCCUUACCGUGGCUGGGCUCUGCUGCCUAUUGUUUAAACAGCCCAGGCACAUGGCACCCAUGUACAAGUACUCGUUUGCCUCCAUUUCCAACAUCCUGAGCAGCUGGUGUCAGUAUGAAGCCCUUAAAUACAUCAGCUUCCCUACACAGGUGUUAGCCAAAGCCUCUAAAGUCAUCCCUGUGAUGCUGAUGGGCAAGCUUGUGUCACAAAAAAAAUAUGAAUACUGGGAAUAUUUUACAGCUGUGUUAAUCUCAGUGGGUGUGAGUAUGUUCCUUUUGUCAAGCUCCAGCAGUACCAAACACGCAACCAUCACAACUUUCUCUGGCAUCAUCAUCCUGGCCGGGUACAUCAUGUUCGACAGCUUCACUUCAAACUGGCAGGAUGAGCUUUUCCGCCACAAAAUGUCCUCGGUACAGAUGAUGUUCGGUGUGAACCUGUUCUCUUGCCUCCUGACGGUGGGCUCACUGUUAGAAACGGGUGCUCUUUUUGACUCACUGGCAUUCAUGACCCGCCAUGGCGAGUUUGCAGCUCAUGCGGCUCUGCUCUCGCUCUGCUCUGCUUUUGGCCAGCUCUUCAUUUUCUAUACUAUCGCACAGUUCGGUGCUGCCAUCUUCACCAUCAUUAUGACACUGCGCCAGGCCAUCGCUAUCCUGCUCUCCUGCCUCCUCUAUGGCCAUGCCAUCUCAGCAACGGGAAUCUUUGGGGUGGCCGUGGUGUUCUUUGCACUCUUUCUACGCGUCUAUGCACGCAGUCGAGUGAAAAAGAGCAACAAGAGAGCACCACAGGCACCAUUACAGAAGGUGUAGAUGAAGGACGGUGAUAACACAACCACGUUAUUUGUGGUUUUGCUUCCUCUAUUUCUUGUGUGUGUGUCUGGGUGUGUUUCACAAAGCUUUGUUUCUACUCUGUAUAUGAAAAAAGGUACUGAAAGAGGAGGCUUUUUUUUUUUUUUUUUCCCCCAAAAAAGGGAUUAUGACAUUUCUGUCUAAAAUAUGGAGGGAUAGUUACAUACUUUGUGUCAUGUGUUGGAAGUGUGUUUGCUGUGGGUUCUGUUUUUGCUGAGCCAGUAUUUGGUCUGAGCUUGUUUUCUUGGGUGCGUGCUAGGAUUUAUCUGUAUGUCUUUAUUACUGAUUAAGUGUGUAUUUUUGGAUUCAAACUGCACGAGUCAAAAAUUAUUUUUAACCUCUUAGAUUUAAGUCUUAAAACACAAAAAAUGACUAUUGUUUAAACUGUUUAUUUAUUGUGCGAUUAUACCCCAUUCCAUUUCUUUUCUUUUAGCUAGUGUUGAGUUUGUGAUGAUCCUUAUUGAGCUUUGCUUAAAAAGCUGUUUUUAAAUAGAAAAUCCCACCUGAAAAUGUGACCAUUACAUCCAGCAUUUUGAUGGACUUUCACCUAAAUUUUACCAUGACACCACUUCCUGCUUUUAAAUAUUGUCUAAAUAUAUUUAAAUCCACCUGUGAUUUUUUCCGGAGGGUCUGUUUUGUAGUAUUUUCUAUCCUUAAAUAAGAUAGGAGCAAUGCUGAGACUUUAUCAGCAACAGACCGUGAGUGCCUACUGUAUUAUAAACAAGAUUUCUUUCUGUAAUUCAAACUUUUUGCAGAUAGUAACAGGAGAUCUGUAACCGCAUCAUUAUUUAAUCUGACCAGAACCUGAAAUGAACAUUGGGCAUGUGCUGAUCAUUAGUUUUGCCAUGUUCUACAGCACAUACAUACACAACUAUUGAUAUUCCAAAUCACAUUGUCCCAGCAUAACAACCACUGUCAAGGAGACUAGAAUUGGCUAUCUUCUUAUCCACAAUGAGAUGAUGCAUUAAAACACUGCUCAGUCAGAGCAAACAUUAGGUAAGGCAUGUCUGAUAUAUUUUAUAUUGAUUCACUGAUCAUUUUCUAAUAAACAAAAAGGCCCUACUGGCUGCUGAGAAGAUACAUCUGAUAAGACCUCGGAUACAGAUUUGUUCAAACAAAAAUCUACAUGUUUAAUUAUACACAUUCACUACAAGGAGCACAGCUGUAUAACAAUGCCAAAAAGGAGUAGACAGAAAUCUAUGACCAAAGUGUAGACUCUUCUGAUAUUAUGUGCUGAUGCUAAUUAUUAUUACGCUUUUGUUAAAGGAUAACCUGCUGUUAUAUGAAAGAUAAAUAUCAGCACAUGGCUAAUGUAACUUGUUAGAAACACUGCAUUGUUAUUGUUUUUUACACACACACCCCCCAGAGACAGAGAGAGAUGGAGAACUAUAAAGCUAGUAAUUCUUCUUGACAUCCCAGUGUGUAUGUUUGCACAUGAUUUGAUGAAAUGAUCUUAUUGUUAAAAUGUUUUCUCAGAUGAAAUUCUGCUGUCCUGUUUGUGCACCGUGUACUUUAAUGAUGCUGGCAUACUUACAAAUGGGUGUCCAAGACAACCACAUUUCAUAUUCCACAGCUGGGAUAAUGAUUUUUCAAGUUUACAAUUUGUCGAAUUUGUUUUCAAGUUAAGAGGAUCCAAAGAAGCUAGUAGUCUCUUCAUAUGUAUUUGGACCUGUCCCUUCAAAAUGUUAGAGACAAUUGACUGUAACUGUAUACACACAUUCAUAGUUUAAACAUCCUCCUCUCAUUAUGAAGCUUCUGGCAAUAAUAUUUAAAGUAAACAUGGCUGCCAUUUCAAGUCCUUACUUACACCUGGUUAGAAAUAGCUAAUCUAUGUAGGGAAACCUACGUCUUCCACUGCAGGUUUUACUAAUGAUGUGUAUCUGGGGAGACAAAAUCCUGUCAAGUGUGUAAAAACGUAAUACCUGCAAAGACAUCAGUUCAGAAUUUGUAACUGUAAAAUGAUUACAAUCCAAGUUCACACAUUUAAGCUCUCAUUAAUGUAUUUACAUAAAAAAAAAAAAAAAAAAAAAAAAUCUUUUUUUUCCCCCCCCCCUUCCCCACAUGUUUACUAAUGAUAUGAGUGAUGUACUAUAUGUAUUUUCUCAGAUUUUGGGAAGUAAACAAUCCCUAUAAACUAUCCGUUUCAGUAAUGCGUUUAUUUUAUUCUUGAUUUUGUUUUAAUAAUUCAUGAAAUCAAAAAAAAAUCAGUCUUAAGCAUAGAACAUGAUUAUUCAAUCCUUAAGCAACACUAAUUAAUGUAAAGAGAUGCUAAUGAAGGUGUAGUGUUUAAGCUGUGCAUCAAGGUCUUUAGCAUACAUGAAGAAGCACCAGCUAGACAAUACAGUGGCCAUAAUUUCCACCUUAUUUUGAAAAGAGAGAAGACCAUUUGAUUUGUUUUAUCAUCAUCCUUAGCUUGUGGUAAUAGGAAUAAUCAUUACAGUAAAUAAGGUGUGUUGCUACAGAAUUAACGAUAAGCCACAUAGCCAGAUAAAUACUUGGGUAUCUGCAGAUGUAGCCCUGGUUUGAUUGAAAGGUGAAGGUUGUUAUAGAUGCUUUACUUGAAGUUGUAAUGUAUGCUUAAACACUCCUUUUUUUUUUUUUUUUUUUUUUAGAAGAGGGGUGUGGAGUGAAGGUGUGGGGCGAACGGUUAUUUCAACUACACAAAGCAGUUUUUGAUUUUUCCUGCUUGAUACCAUGAUGUACUUUGUUUAAAUGUAUAAAUAUAUAUGGCCUAUACCAGCUUGUAAGUCGUCAGACAGGAAUGUUCACGUUUCUUUCUUUUGCAUGUGACAUUUGAUCAAACAUUUUACUGGGCUUUUUACUAGUAAAUUAUUUGCUCACAUGAUCAGAUUUUCUUUGAUAGCUUCAUAUGCUGCUAUGCAAAUUAGAAAGAAAAUGGGUUUAAAACAUAUUUUUAUAGAAAAAUAACCAAACACUACCUUAAAAAAUGGUAUUGUAUUUGUUUAUGAUUUACAUGUCUGUAAGGCUUCUCUACCGGAAAGACACUUGUGUUAAAAGAGUACUUAUGUAUUUACUGAUGAGUUGAAAUCCCCCCAUAUUUUUUUUUCAAUAAUUCAUGUGGAGAUCAUGUGAAAUAAGGAAUAAGGAAUGCAAUCUAACUAAUGUAUUCUUUUUGUACUUUUUUAAGGAUGUAUUAAUUAUAUGUUGGGCAGAUUAAAUUAAUUUGAAUACUUGAAAAAA